Messenger RNA from Ostreococcus lucimarinus CCE9901, 1045 nucleotides. RefSeq lists its product with no specific name. The transcript has a single exon. The record is from RefSeq and is a predicted model, not a curated record. NCBI's taxonomy places the organism in Eukaryota, Viridiplantae, Chlorophyta, Mamiellophyceae, Mamiellales, Bathycoccaceae. The coding region runs from base 28 to 936 and encodes 302 amino acids.
UUCCCGAGACGACGCGAGGACGAAACGAUGGGCGAAGACGCGAAGACCGAGACGGCGUACGGCGCGAUCGCGCGCGACGUCGACGUCGAGGCGACGCCGCUCGAGGGCGAGCGGGCGCGACGCGAAACGCUCGCCGCGAAGGUGCGCGGACGAAAAACGCUCGGAUUGGCCGCGGUGGCGCUCGCGGGCGUCGGCGCGGUGGCGCGGGCGCGCGCGCCGGAGAUGUUCACCGCGUCGCUCGGUCGCGCGCCGCUCGUGCCGGCGCUCGGAUUGGCGGACGGGGCGUAUUACGCGCGGGGCGGGAAGCACCGACUUCGAGACCCGUUCCUCAACGGCGUGCCGAUGAAGCAGAUGACGGACGCGCAGAAGAGCGCGAACGUUGUGAACUGGUGCCGUUUUCGUAAUGUCGCGAGCAACGGAAACUUUCGAUGCGGCGUGACGUGUCGCCAGGACGGAGAAAACGGCUCUAACGCGCCGGAAGUCUUUUACAUCGGCAGCACGCCGGCGGACGAUGACGGCAACGUCUAUCGCACCAUCAGCCGCAAGGGUGAAGAUGGAAAUAUGUACGUCUGUUAUUCUGACUGGUCCCAGAAUAAUGGCUGGAACAGAAAAGUCAUGAAGUGUCCGACGAGCGGAUCCAGAGCUGUUUUGACGAACAGCACCAGUCUUCCCGAAGGCGCGAAGUUAACAAUCUCGGAAGUGCCCGCGGCCAAGAAACACACCCAAAACGUGGAAUAUGAUAUGGGCACCCUCUACACGUUCGUGAACAAAGAUCUCGCGAGUCGUGAAUCGGGCAAAGGUCUGUGCCGGGAUUUCGGCAGCUCAAUUGCGUGCCACGCACGGCAGAACAACAUCGCGGACGUCAACGCCCAGUUUGAAUUCAUCCCAGUCGUGCCAGACGACGCUUCCGGAGAUGUCUCCGCUUGCCCGGCGUAAAUUUGCCGCGUGAUGCGUACUAAGUCUCGCCAUCCCUGGCGAAUUUUGUUCUCAAGAAGUCAUCGCCAGUCGACGAUGAAUCCCAAACUCUUACAAUAAAAUGCGUCCU